CUUAUCAAUAUUCAUCUAGGCUUCAUGUAAGUAAUGACGAAUUGUCCGUGAAUGCAACGACUCCCGUCCAACAUGGCGGCUCAGCGUAGGAAUUUAAUGCAGAGCCAUCAGAGCUGGACAGAUGACCUGCCACUGUGCCAGAUGUGUGGGGUUGGCACAGCUCCCAAUUGUGUGUACAGUCCUGAUGGGAAAGGAACUCAGAGCCAUUCCAACGAGGAUGGACACCUCAGGUUCAGAGGCGAGGAUGGCUGCUUCCUGUAUGGGGUGUUUAACGGAUAUGAUGGCAGCAGAGUGGCCAGUUUUGCCUCCCAGUGUCUCACAGCUGAACUGCUGCUAGGACAGCUCACUUCCAAUCACACAGACAGCGACGUCCGCAGGAUCCUUACUCAGGCCUUUGAUGCGGUGGAGAAGAGCUACUUUGAGACGAUAGGCGACGCUCUGGCUGAGAAAGCCCACCUGUCCAACUACGUCCUACCGCACAACGAGAACGUGUCCUUCCACCAGCUUUCUUCUCAGAGUCAGAAGGUGCAGGAGCGUCUGAAGGAGCUGGAGCAGGAGGUGUCAGGAGGAGCUACAGCCGUGGUGGCGCUGAUCCUCAACAACAAGCUCUACAUCGCCAAUGUUGGUACCAACAGGGCACUGCUGUGUAAGUCCAGCAGCGACGGCCAGAACCAGGUUCUCCAGAUCGGACGACCGCACAGUACCGACAACGAGGACGAGCUGCAGAGACUGGCCACCCUGGGUGUGGACUCGGCUCGUGUGAGGCAGGCGGGGCAGAUAGCGGGACAGAGUAGCACCAGGAGGCUCGGAGACUACAGGGUCAAAUUCAACUACAGUGAAAUUGACCUGCUCAGUCCGGCCAAGACGAGGCCAGUCGUCGCAGAGCCAGAGAUUCAUGGCAGCCAGUCUCUGGACGGUGUGACAGGCUUCUUGUUGCUCAUGUCAGAAGGUCUAAUCAAUGCCCUUGAGUCCGCCCACGGCCCUGAACAAGCCAAUCAGGAAAUCGUUGCCAUGGUAGCAGCAGAGCUGGCCCAGCAGAACAGUCUGGAGGCAGUGGCUCAGUCGGUGGUGGAGCGCGUCAAGCGGCUGCACCACGACGUCUACGUGUCCGGCCGUCAGAGGUCGACCUACUGUUCUCGGCAUGAGGACAUGACCCUGCUCAUCCGCACGCUCAACAUGCCGCUGGCUGAUGGAGCGCUCACGCCCACACAGGGUGGUCGUAUCUACCCUGUGUCCGUGCCCUACUCCAACAGCCAGAGCACCAGUAAAACUAGCGUCACCCUCUCGCUGGUCAUGCCCUCCCAAAGUACCCUCACCAACGGAACCAACACUGCCUCCACCUUAGAGGAAGGCACCCCCACACCAGGCAGUCAGAGCCCAACGGCCACCCUCCAGUCCACCAACACCCAGACGCAGAGCUCCAGCUCCAGCUCGGGAGACGGGAGCCUGUUCCGCCAGAGAGGCAGUCAGGCGGCGCAGCCCGACGAGACGGGCCGGGUCCCGCCCUACGUGGACUUCAGUCAAUUUUACCGCCUAUGGGGGAGCGACCACAGUGAUGGUCAGAGCACCCAGGGAGGACUGGGACCCCAGUGAUGAGGAUGAGGAGGGUGCUGGGUACAUGGAUUGUGAAGGGACAGAGAUUUUAGGAGGUGGUUGUGCUGACCGAUGAAAUGCUAUUAAUGUAUUAUAACUAAAAAAUAAGUGACCUAAAGGUGCAUGGGGAACGCAUGGCGGAAGGACAAGGGUUUUUUUUAAUUCAUGGUCUUGCUAUCAAAGAACUGUGAAGCCAGUGUGGGAAGGAACGAUCCCUGAAAGAGGGAGAAAACGGUGUCAUUUCACACCACACCAAUGAUCUGUGCUCUUCCAUAAUAGAUGCUGGUCGUGACUGAUUGUGAAUAUAUGUAAUCCAGAUUGUAUCCGUUUUUUUUCUUUAUUUGUCAGCUGUAAAAACAUAUAUCUGCAAACAGGAAUCUCGUAGACCUGAGAUUUUACAGAGCUGAGAAUAAUUACAUACUGUAAGGCCUUAAAGUGGAAUGAAUGGAUGGAGUUUGAAAGUACUUUUUUUUUUUUAUUUGCAAUGAAAUAUAUUACCCAAAUGAAUGAAUAGACUCUCUGGGCGUCUCGUCAUAUUUACACUGGCUUUUUGACCGUGUCUUGAUGUCUUGAUUUUCACUAAACAAGACUUGCAGAUUGGCUCAUGUGGAUGGUGACAGGUGGUCACAUAAGAUAUUUUUUUUAAUAACACACACCCAUCCUAAAGUGUUUGUGCAGCAAAGCAUCUUUCCAGUAGUUCAUCAGAAAAAGAGGUGCUGCUCUGUACAGCUCCACUUUCAAACAAACUACAAUCAUUAAAACAGGAAGCCUGUGUAUAUUCUCAUUUGUCCAGGUCAUAGUAUCCUAAAGGAGUUUUUUAAAUCGAAAAACAACUGGACUAGGUUAUUUGUCUGGGAAGACGUUUCACCUCUCAUCCAAGAGGCUUCAUCAGUUCGUGUACGCAUCUGACCAGGCUAGAACAGGAAGCACAUUCAGUUUUAUUUCGAAAAUAAUGAAGAGCAAAACAGGAGCCUUAAGCUAAUCCUUUUCUCUUAAAAAAAUUAACCAACCCUGGUUGGUUAAUUUUGGUUAACACAAAAAUGACAGACGUGGUAUUUUAAAUCAAAAUGUAAAGAAUUAAAGUUAAAAAUCUCUGAAUAGACCUUAAAAAAAUUUUAAUUUGAUGUCAAAGUGAGAAUGGGGACCUUGUAUAAAUGAACAUCUUCCAUGAAUGAAAUCAAGAAUGAU
This is a messenger RNA of Seriola aureovittata, 2781 nucleotides long. RefSeq names its product TGF-beta activated kinase 1/MAP3K7 binding protein 1 (gene tab1). Lineage: Eukaryota; Metazoa; Chordata; Actinopteri; Carangiformes; Carangidae. Gene Ontology annotation, cellular component: cytosol. The transcript is spliced from 11 exons. Gene Ontology annotation, molecular function: protein serine/threonine phosphatase activity. The record is from RefSeq and is a predicted model, not a curated record. Gene Ontology annotation, biological process: protein dephosphorylation. Bases 52 to 1593 code for a protein of 513 amino acids.